UGCAAUUUCAAACAUGGGUGGUUUGCUUUGAACUUUUCUUACUUAAAUAUGAUACCUCACAAUGGACAUCCUAACUAGGUCUUUCCUGUCGGAAACGAAAAGAAAAAAAAAAGACGCAGGACGGCGGUUGAUAUACAGUUAUUAGGUCACCUGCUUUACUUCUUAUUCUAUUAGGAAGAUCAUUGAGAUGAGUGUCGACAUAGAGUCGACGGCUGACGCAGCCCUGGGGAACAACUUGAAUAGCGACGACAAUCCAUCACCACCCCACAACAGCCCGGUCGACAUCGAAGAACUUGGAAGAUGCAGACCUGAUAUCUUCGCGAACGGCUGGGUAGAGAUUGGAUUUUGUGUCUCUGUCCUUGGCUCGGUAAUGAUGGCGGAGUUCCUCGUGAGCGGGUUUAGCGUCCUACUCCCAGUUCUCAUCAAAGAUACUGGGAUCGACCCUAAUCAGAGGACCUGGCCUGUCACUGUCUUCUCUCUUGUCACCGGCUCGUUAUUGUUACCAUUCGGUCGGCUCACCGACAUGUUUGGCGGUUUCCCGGUUUACCUUAGCGGACUCAUAUGGCUGAUGUUGUGGACGAUAGUGGGUGGUUUUAACCGUUCCUUGCCUGCCGUACUGGCGACCCGGGCUCUCCAAGGCGUAGGAGCGGCGGCAUUCUUGCCUGCUGGCACGACCUUACUCGGAACCACUUACCGUCCCGGCCCGCGAAAGAAUACGGUAUUCAGUUUAUACGGGGGUUGUGCGCCACUUGGGUUCUUCUCCGGCAUUAUCAUUGCCGGCCUUACCGGCGAACUCGUCUACUGGGGCUGGUUCUUCUGGAUCGCAUCUAUUCUGCUGGCCGUUCUAUGCACCCUCACAUUCUUUUGCGUCCCUCGUGAGUGGAAGCGGUGCAGCUGGUCUUCGAUGGAUUGGUGGGGAUGCUUAACCAGCGUGUGUAGUUUCAGUUUGCUCACAUAUGCCAUUACGGAAGCUUCUCACGUUGACAAGCAUUGGGCGUCGCCUAGAAUAUUCGUCACUUAUAUACUAGGCUCCAUCGCCCUCGCUGCUUUUGUUUAUAUCGAAGGAUGGGUUGCAAUGUCUCCCUUGCUACCUUUCAACUUAUUCACGAUCAAGUAUAUCGGUCCACUCUUCCUCGCCCUCUUCUUCGCGUGCGGCUCUUUUAGCAUAUAUCUUUUUUAUGCGAGCUUCUACAUCCAGACUAUCCUCGCUAUCAAACCACUGCUCGCCGCAGUCUGGUUCGCCCCUAUGGCUGCCGGCGGAAUCAUUAUCGCCCUUGUUGGUGGGGUUACACUCCACCGAUUGCCGGGAACUAUCCUGCUUCUCCUAUCCGGAACCGGCCUUGUUUUGUGCUCUCUCCUCUUCGCUCUCCUGCCGGAGAAUCCCAAUUACUGGGCAUGGGUAUUCCCGGCGAUGGUGUGCAGCACAAUAGGUAUCGACAUCGGGUUUAAUGUCAGCAGUAUCUUCAUAACUACGAACGUCCCCAAGAAUCAACAAGGCCUAGCUGGGGCGUGUAUCAAUGGGUUAAGCUAUCUAGGCAUUAGCUUCUUCCUCGGUUGGGCCGACUUUGCGGUCGCUAGUGAGUCGACCAAUGGGUUAAGUAGGAGUUAUAAGGUCGCUUUCUGGUUCGCCGCCGGGUGCGGAGCCGUGGUUAUCCUGCUCGUCCUAGGAUUCAUCAGGAUUGGUAAAGCAAAGAGCGACUUCACGGUAGAAGAGAAGGCUCGGCAACAAGAUCCUAACCCCGAAAAUGAAGGGUUAAUGCUAGAGGCGGCGGAAAACCUGCGAGAAUAAUGCUUUGGUUACCUACUUAAUAUCAAAUACUUACCCAGGUAAGUAUCUCCAUCGUUUAUAUGAUCUAAGGUACAUGCAGUAGUAAAUCAUACAGUUAUUAGCAGCCUAGGAUAGGAGUAAACAAAUAGUUAAGCGUAU
Annulohypoxylon truncatum is the source of this 1927-nucleotide messenger RNA. RefSeq names its product membrane transporter. Gene Ontology annotation, molecular function: transmembrane transporter activity. Gene Ontology annotation, biological process: transmembrane transport. The transcript has 2 exons. Bases 188 to 1789 code for a protein of 533 amino acids. Lineage: Eukaryota; Fungi; Ascomycota; Sordariomycetes; Xylariales; Hypoxylaceae. The record is from RefSeq and is a predicted model, not a curated record. Gene Ontology annotation, cellular component: membrane.